UUCCCCUCCCAAUAAUUUAAAACGCGCACCCGCGCAACCAGUACGCCAAAAUCACUACUGCGUAGUGUUUCACCUGGAAGUAGAACUUCUUCAGCGCAAUAUCUUUCAGAGUUCCACCAGACGCCUCCGGAAGGCGUCUCGACGACUCUACUGCUUGUUUCAUUAAUUCUAAUUGCACCUCCACCAGAUCCAUCGUAAUUGAAUCACAAUCACCUGAUCGGCGCGGCUAAUUCACCAGACCACUAGGAAGAAGAGCGUGGGUCUGAGAAUCAAAAUGUCAGAAGCCGGCGCCCUUGUUACUCCGCCGGCAACGGAAGAACAGCCAGAGGACAACGAGGCAACACCAACGCACAUUCUUGGAGGAGACGACGGAGCCGCUGCUGCUGUGCCUGAUGAAGGAACAACUCCUGGCCAAGUGGAAGAUCGCUCCAGCCGAAAAAGCAAGGCGCAGGGAAAGGCUGAGAAAAGAGUAAGUAAUAAAGAGCGGCCUUCGGUGGAGGCUGAAGCCAGGAAGAAGCGCAGAGAAAAGAUGAAGCACGCAGGACAGGGCAUCAUACUGAGUAUCGUCCGGCACAUUGUGGACACCGAGGAUGCGGAACGGAACAAGUUCCAGCACCAGGAUAACAGGCAGAUAGCCAACAAGCGUCUGAAUAAUACAAGUGAAAAGGACGGGCCGCCCCUCCGCGAGAUAAUCUGCGGUCCGAAAGGCCAGAACGAUUCACAUUAUUUUCCGGUGAUCACACUCAUGCACACCAUGUUUUGCACCUUCAUGUGGAGUCUCUGCAUGCUGACGGACCGGAUCAAGGAAAGGCAGUACGAAAAGAUAGGGGCCGCGCCGGCGAAUGCCUUUAUUCAGCGAUAUCUGGGGGGUGCUGGAGGGUGCCGGGACCUCGCCUUCGAGUUGUACCAUAAUUCCCUGACGCAUUCCUUCGUAAUUCCCAACCCUGUCGCCUACUGCAUCGAAAUGCCGCUCUUCAUUGUCUGCGCCACCUUCGUCGAGAUGCGGUACCGGAGCAAAGUCUUGGGCAUGCUGCUACUGCUGUUCAAGGUGAUAGGUUUUUUGCUGACGUUUUUCGUGCGGGUCCACAACCGGGACUCGCUGUCGGGCGGCUUCCCGACCAUGCUGCAGCCACUGAUACUCUUUGUCUGCUGGAAGGAGCUCGGGGACCUGGUAUCAAAUGCAAAAAUGUCUGGGUCUGGAAAAUUUCUACAUUUGUCAUGCAUAUUUUCCAUGAGCCAUGAGGUCUGGAAUGCGAGACCCAGCAUGACAGAUUCUGUGAGAUCCCUACCAUGCCUAUCCUGCAUGAGAAACUCCCUGCCAACUUGGUCGAAAGUGGACAGCUUUUGGCACUUAUGCAACACAGAUUUUUGCAUAAUCCAGAAAUAGCAUGACAAGUUGCAACCUUCCAGACCCAGACACUUUUACAAUCCAUACCUGGUCUACGACUACAAUGUAUCGGAGGAGGACCUCGAUGCGAAGGCGGACGCGAAGGUUAUGGCGUUCUCAAACGUUACAUUCUCAACUGUUACAUGAUUUGUCAUGCAAAAUGAUCAUCAACAAGAUCCACACGAUCAAGCUGCUUCGCAUGACAAAUUUGCGAAUGGCUAAACAGCACCCAAAUCUGUUCGGAAUUUGUAAUGCUACAGAUGCAACCUCCCCCCUUUCACUUUUCCCAUUCUUGCAUGACAAAUCCAUGUAACACUGGAGAAUGUAACAGUUGAGAACGCCAUAAAGGUGCGGCAAAAAUUGGACCCCGAACUGCAGAAGAAGGGCAUUACGUACGACGUGCUGUACCAGAUGGGGCUCCCGGAGGACCACGCCACCGUGAAAAAGGACUGGCAGAAACGAUACUCGGAAUUGCACGCGGCGCGCCGGCGCGCGGGCUUUUUCCAAAACCGGCGCGACCAAUGGGAGCAGUACGGACUGUGGAUCCCGAAGCUGAUGGGAUUCAUGCUCGGCGUGGUGUUCCCGCUGCUCACCUGCGUGCUCAUGAUUCUCUUUCAAGACGGGCUGCUGCGUGGCGGCCACGCCCACUACCUCACUUUCAUGGCCACGGGCUUCUUCUCCGCGUUUAUGGGACUCAUGCUGAUGACGACAAGGUUUGCCAUGUUUAAGAAGUUCGAGCACCGCCCGACCGAGGAGGCAGAAACUAAAAAAGAAAUAACUGCCGAAGGAGCCGAAAUGGCACCAUUGCUCGUGAACCAGAACGUUCCGGUGGACCUCGCCGAAACGGAUGACGAGGACGACUUUAUCGAGGGAGCCUUCUCCGCUAGUGCACAGGCUCGGAAUUCAGCCGUCACUAGCGUAGACGAAGACGGAGAAAUUGAGCAGAAAAAAUGGGAACUCCCCGAGAAAAUCUACGAUAGCGUGGAUUGGGAUAUCAUUGCGCAGCUACUCUACUCCUGUUACGCGCUCGCACUCAUGGUCUACGUAUGGAGUGUUUCAUUCAAGCGAAUUGCAACAGAGAAAGAUUUUUUUGGAGGUCCCGAGGCGCGCUCAUCAACAUCAAGUAGUACAACUUUUUCGCCGACCACGCCGUUGUAUGAGCGGGACCUGGAGCCAGCCCAGUUUUGAAGAUACACCAAACCCUGUAGUCAACUCAGAUCUUGUCCUCUAGCGUUUCUAGAUCCCCCCUCCCUCGCUUUUACAAAUUUUUUGAGCUGCACGAUUCCGAUUCGAUACGGUCGAGCAGGAGCAGUUCGUUGGACUUCCCCAGGCAAAUAAGUACCUGUAAUCUGUUUCGUCACUGGUUCCACCUGAUAAUUUUUUGCUCCCUGGCAGUUCUUGUAGUUGUUGAGGAAACAUCUCGAUUUUCAAUUUAGUAGGUUUCGGAGCACAGAUUUAGAUGAGAAGAGAAAUUCAAAACUCCAUUUACUUCUGUGGUGCACGUUGUAAAAUCCGAAGGCACGAUCACAUCAGAGGUUGCGUUACAACUUGCUGAUCGGUCGUCCCAGGUGUGAUCAUAGUUUUGGUCGUCUGUCGAUGUCUUGUCGUGUCCCUUGCGUGUUUCAGUUUCUUCUCGCUGCAGUGAUGAAUAUUCGGCGUCU
This is a messenger RNA of Amoebophrya sp. A120, 3048 nucleotides long. Lineage: Eukaryota; Dinophyceae; Syndiniales; Amoebophryaceae. The record is from the annotation of a GenBank genome assembly.